UGUGCUACUGACUGAGAUGCGCCGUGAAAAGACACCACCAAGUAGUCCAUCGUGCGGAUCCACCGUGAAAAGUUGUCGUCGUCCCAAGCAAGUCCGUCGCAGCAAGUGUCGCACGCGUGCGUUCUGAGGACGCCACAUGUGCACGCACACAUACAUAGAAAUACAAAAGGAAGCAAAUGAAGUGAAAUAUUCUCACCAAAUAGCAUAAAUAAAUCUGGCGAAAAAAUAAAAAGCUUGUGACGGUCGUGCGAUUUGAUGCUGCGCUAGGGAAAGAUUUGUGUCAAAAUGAUACCGAGAAAAGGAAUGCUCCGAAUGCCAAAAUCAGUGGUGGUGACGUUGCUGGCGACGCUUUUGAUUGGGAAUUUCGGCGUCCUGCUUGGGUAUAAUAGCGACGCCGACGAAACGGUAGAACACAUCAAAAUCGGCGGACUUUUCGACGGCGAUACGGACGACGCGUCCCUCGCCUUCCAGUACGCGGUCGAGGCGGUCAACAACGAGAAACUUUCCUACUCGAACUACCGGCUGGAGGCGCAAUCGGUGGGGGUCAAGUACGGCGACGGAUUUGAUGUAUCGAAAAAGUUGUGCAAACUGUUGAAGACCGGUGUUGCAGCCAUAUUCGGGCCAAGCUCUCCGAAAUCGGCUCUACACGUGCAGAGCAUCUGCGACGAGAAGGAGAUGCCGCACAUCGAAACUCGCUGGGAUGCUCACACCAAACUCCCAACCCUUAACAUCCACCCGUAUCCGACGAUCCUCGGACGAGUACUCCUAGAUCUGGUGGUAGCCUUCGAUUGGAAGGACUUCACCAUUAUUUAUGAAUCCGGUCCGUGGUUGCCUGGAAUUUCUGAGCUAUUGAAGAUGUACGACCCUAAAGGGUACACGGUAACUGUGAGGCAGUUGGACCUGAAGCUAAACGGGAAUUACAGGGCUGUUUUGAGACGGGUGAAAAUGUCCGAGGACAAACGAAUAAUCUUGGUUUGCUCGAUCGACACCAUGCCGGAGGUUUUGAAACAAGCUCAACAGGUUGGGUUAAUGACCGAUCAUCACCAGUUCAUUAUUUCGUCGAUGGAUCUGCACACGAUCGAUUUGGAACCGUAUCAGUACAGUGGAACGAACAUAACCGGGAUUAGGCUUGUGGAUCCUGAGGAAGAGAAGAUUCAUCAGGUGACCGAGUUCUUGAACACCUCGCAGAUCGCCAAAACGCUGGAACUGAAAGAAGGACUCAAUCCGGCUACGAUGAGAGUGGAAACGGCGUUGAUGUACGACGCUGUCUUGUUGUUCGCAGAGGCCCUGAAACACCUGAUUGGCAUCGAUCCACCCCAUCCAUUGGAACCGAUCCCGUUGAAGUGCGAAGAUGACGUUACCUGGAAGAAUGGCUACAGCAUCAUCAACUACAUGAAGACAUCUACGGUUCACGGGUUAACCCGGACUGUGAAGUUUGAUCACGAGGGUCAUCGAUCGGACUUUUUGCUGGACAUUGUCGAACUAGGACCAGCAGGACUGGAGAAGGUUGGCGUAUGGAACUCAACCGAGGGACUCAACUUCACUCGGAAGAAGGAGCACACCAUACUCUCGCCUGAUGACGGAACUCUUCAGAACCGAACUUUCAUCGUUCUGACGGCUAUCUCCCCUCCUUACGGGUUUCUGAAGGAAGCCCCAACACGCCUUACGGGAAACGAUCGCUUCGAAGGCUUCGGCAUCGAUCUGAUACACGAGCUGUCCCUCAUGCUUGGCUUUAACUACACUUUCGUCCUGCAGGAGGACGGCGUGUACGGUUCGUUGAACCGAGAAACCGGCAAGUGGAACGGUAUGGUGCAGGAACUGCUCGAAUGGCGUGCCGAUCUGGCCAUUACCGAUUUGACCAUCACCUCCGAUCGCGAGAGUGCCGUCGAUUUCACGAUGCCGUUCAUGAAUUUGGGUAUCUCGAUCCUGUUCCGCAAACCGACGAAGGAACCUCCAUCGCUGUUUUCCUUCAUGUCCCCGUUCUCGAAGCAGGUUUGGUUGUAUCUGGGUGGUGCCUACAUGAUGGUCUCGAUGUCCCUCUUUAUUCUGGGUCGACUUUCGCCUAAGGAAUGGGAUAACCCCUACCCGUGUAUUGAAGAACCGGAAGAACUGGAGAAUCAGUUCAGUUUCAGCAAUUCCAUGUGGUUCACGAUAGGUGCUUUGUUGCAGCAGGGUUCCGAAAUUGCUCCCAAGGCUGCUUCAACGCGUGCCGUCGCUUCAAUUUGGUGGUUCUUCACGCUGAUCAUGGUUUCUUCCUACACGGCUAACUUGGCUGCCUUCUUGACCGUCGAGCAGGUCCAUUCGCCGAUCAACAAUGCCGAGGAUCUGGCCGCGGCCAGCGGUGUGAUCAAGUACGGAGCUAAGCGCGAUGGUAGUACCAUCAAUUUCUUCAAGGAUGCCGAGUACAAAACGUACCAGAAGAUGUACGAGGUUAUGAUGGCGAAUCCGGACUUCCUGACCUCGUCCAAUCCGGAAGGUUUGAACCGGGUUAAAACGGAGAACUACGCCUUCCUGAUGGAGUCUACCUCGAUCGAAUACAUUAUCGAUCGGGACUGUACCGUGACGCAGGUUGGAGGGCUGCUGGACGAUAAGGGUUACGGGAUUGCUAUGCGAAAGAAUUCCCCGUACAGAAGUGCGCUGAGUGAAGCUGUGCUACGACUCCAAGAACAAGGUGUCCUCACUUCGUUAAAGCGUAAAUGGUGGAACGAAAAGCGAGGUGGAGGAGCUUGUACGGGUGCUGUUGAGGAAAGCGGUGCCCUUGCUCUGGAAGUUGCCAACGUCGGAGGCGUGUUCGUAUUGCUGAUUGUCGGUUGUGUUGUAGCAAUGUUUAUUAGCUGUUGCGAGAUGAUCUGCGAUGUCCAUAGUCGAUCCCGCGAAUUGAAGGUCCCCUUCCGCGAGGAGCUGCGGGCUGAGCUGCGCUUCGUGAUGAAAUGUUCCGGGAAUACGAAACCGGUUCGACACAGGAAGAGUUCGUCCGAUGGGUCCGGCAAUUCGAUCGAGUCCGGAGCGCUGACAGAACCUUCGGCCAGUUCCAAGUUGGAUAUUUCGCCAGGGGCCCUCAAUGGCAACGGAAUGGCAACCAAUGGAAAGUCGCUGCUCAACAUUCAAACCAAAAGUCGAAAGGUGCCAUCGGAUGAUUAAGGCAGCGAGUCGAUUCAAUUGAUCGAAUAGUAUUUCUUUGGAAAUAACACCGGUUUUUGUUAGUUCAAAUUUGACCUCUAAUAAGUACUUAGAGAGGAGUUUUUGAAGUUUGUUUGAUUAUAAGAUAACGAGAUUUUUUAGUAAAGCACUUUUGAGUGAAAAUAAGAUAAUCGAGACAGAUCUAAUCUUUUGUUGUUUUUAAA
Uranotaenia lowii is the source of this 3344-nucleotide messenger RNA. It is a transcript of the gene Grik, whose product is annotated as glutamate receptor ionotropic, kainate 2. Gene Ontology annotation, molecular function: glutamate-gated receptor activity; transmitter-gated monoatomic ion channel activity involved in regulation of postsynaptic membrane potential. The coding region runs from base 286 to 3141 and encodes 951 amino acids. Gene Ontology annotation, cellular component: plasma membrane; postsynaptic membrane. The record is from RefSeq and is a predicted model, not a curated record. The transcript has 10 exons. Gene Ontology annotation, biological process: monoatomic ion transport; modulation of chemical synaptic transmission; synaptic transmission, glutamatergic. NCBI's taxonomy places the organism in Eukaryota, Metazoa, Arthropoda, Insecta, Diptera, Culicidae.